Molecule: messenger RNA, 7199 nt
Organism: Coturnix japonica (Japanese quail)
Lineage: Eukaryota; Metazoa; Chordata; Aves; Galliformes; Phasianidae
Gene: FAM171B
Product: family with sequence similarity 171 member B
Source: RefSeq, a predicted model, not a curated record
AUUUCCAAGCAGCUUUGUACCUUCUGCAUAAACUUGCUUAUUACUGCAGCAGCACAUGGAAAAACUUCAGCACCUGCCUCUCAGACCCUCACAGCCCCAGCACCGCCCCGCCGGGCGGCCCCUCCCCGACACGUAUCAGAGGGGGCGGGCUCAGAGGCCGCUCGUUGCCGGUGCUCCCGGUGCGGUGUUCGCCCGCGAUGCUCCUCCGCUGCCCGCGGGCUGCCCGCCAUGCCGGGGACCCGCGGGCCGCUCUCCAUCCUGCCCCUGGCGCUGUUGAUGCUGCUGCUAAUGGGCCGGCCGACGACCGCCGCUGCCACCCGCCCGCAGCCGGAGCGAGCGGCGCUGCCGGGGGGAGCCCCCGGCCCUUCGCCGGCCUCAGGAUCGGUGUUUAUGCUAAAGGUUCAAGUAAAUGACAUCAUCAGUCAUCAGUACCUGGCACAAGCAGUAGUGGAAGUGUUCGUUAACUACAGCAAGACAAAUUCUACUCUCACUGGAAGCAACGGCGCAGUAUUAAUAAAAGUUCCAUAUAAAUUAGGAUUAAGCUUAACUAUUGUGUCGUACAAAGAUGGCUACAUGUUAACACCUUUGCCUUGGAAGACUGGGAGAAUGCCAAUAUACUCGUCUGUGACACUCUCAUUAUUCCCACAAAGUCAAGCCAAUAUAUGGCUGUUUGAAGAUACUCUUCUAAUCACUGGAAAACUGUCUGAUGCCAAAUCUCAACCAAGUGUUCAGUUUCAGAAGUCUUUAAUAAAGCUUCCAACAGAUCACCACAUUACAAAUGUCACAGCUUAUUUGACGGUGCCAGAGCAAUUCUUGAAAGUGGACAGUUUUCUUUAUACGACAGGAAUUCUUCUAAAUAAAUCAGGUUUCAAAAGCAUUGAAUUGACUCCUCUUGCCGCAGUAUGUGUGAAUGUUCUUUUGGCUGGGAAAGAGCUGAAAGUAAAUGGCCCUAUUCAGAUUACGCUUCCUCUUCCUACAAGUACUGUAAAAUCAGGAGAUGCUAUACCUGCAUGGACAUUCGAUAUGAAAUCUGGUGCUUGGGUAAGCCGUGGCCUAGGAAUGGUAAAGGAAGCAAAUGGUCAAUUAGUGUGGACGUACACUGCUCAGCACUUAGGCUACUGGAUAGUAGCUCCGCUGCCUGGAACAAGAGAAUCGAUAAUUAGUGCAGUUUCCAAGGACAUAACAGCCUAUCACACGGUGUUCCUUACAGCCAUACUGGGAGGUACUGUUAUCAUUAUAAUUGGAUUUUUCGCUGUUCUUCUUUGUUACUGCAGGGACAAAUGUGGUCGGACACAAAAGAAGGAAAAAAAUACAACUAAGCUGGAUGUCAUAAAGAAAGACCAGACAACAUCAACAACUCAUAUAAAUCACAUCAAUACUGUCAAGGGGUCUUUGAAGUUAGAGGAUAAGUCACAGUUAUACACACCCAAGAUGUCUUCAUACAGUCCUCAGAGAAGGGUGUCCACAGACACAGAAGAUGGAAAAUCACGAGACAAUUUUAAAAUCUACUCAGAAGAUGCUUCUUAUCAGUCAUCCUAUCAGACUGGUCAGUCAAUAAAUUCACCUCAUUCAUUGGAGCCCGGUGUUGGACUCAGACACUUACAGCCACCAAAGCAUGCUAACAGUGCUGCUUCCCAGGCUCCUAGGGAGAUUCAAGAGCAAAACAGAUACCUUACACUGCAAGAGGAGAUAUAUGGGCUUUCCCAUAUCCCAGAACAUCUAAUGCAUAUUUAUAAUCAACCUAUUGCUAUUCUUCAAACGUCGGAUCUUUUCCAUUCCCCAGAACAAUUGCACGCCGCUAAAUCAGCAACUCUGCCAAGGAAAGGACAGUUAGUGUAUAGCCCUAUGAUGGAGCCUGUGAAUCGAGAUGGUUACAUACAAACGCUACCUAAAAUGCCAGUGCACUCUCAUCCGCAGCCUUCUGUCUGCAGAGAUGAAAAAAGCACAUUGGAUGGCGAACAAGGCUUGCCUUCUCAAGCAUCAAACUGGGGUCGGUACACUAACAGCUUACUGGAAUCCGUCUCUGUCCCUGGAACGUUGAAUGAGGCAGUUGUAAUGACUCCAUUUUCAUCUGAGCUUCAAGGCAUUUCAGAACAAACGUUAUUGGAACUCUCAAAAGGAAAGCCAUCUCCACAUCCUCGAGCAUGGUUUGUGUCCCUGGAUGGAAAGCCAAUAGCUCAAGUGAGGCAUUCUUUUAUAGAUAUUAAAAAGGGCAAGAAAACAGAGAGCAAUGACACCAGUCUGGACUCUGGUGUGGACAUGAAUGAGCACCAUCCUGGUAGGAAACUGGAACGAGAGAAAACCUUCAUAAAAAAUAUGCCGCAUUCAAAGAUCCUUUACUUGGAAGAUCUGGAUCUCAGUAGUAGCGAAAGCGGGACCACCGUGUGUACUCCAGAGGACCAGGCUGUGAGGCACAUUCUGGACGGAGGGAAUGGGCCAGCCAUAGAACAGCAUGACGAAGAGGGUCUAAGAAGAAAAACUGUGUCAGGAAAUCAGGAAUCCGGUAUCCCUUCCCCUAAAAAAAGGGAUAGGCCGUCUCUCACAAAAAGAGAUAGCAAAAGUAAUAUCUGGAAGAAAAGGGAGGAGAGGCCACUUAUUCCUAUAAAUUAAAACACAGUGUGCUUUGUGCUGUUGCUCUCCCUGCUGGUUGUUGACCUCUUGGCUGCUUGUGUAAUUCUGCAGUGUAGGGUUUACAAGGGAAUUAUUGUUUUCUAGUAUCAAGAAAAAUUAACGUUUUUUAAUGUACAGAUUGAGUUACGAUAACUUCAACUGGGCAAUUGAUAUUCAAUAUGAAUUGAUAACAGGAAUAUGCAAAUGUAAGUUUUCUGAUUCCUAAUUUUGCUGGCAGUGUAGUGAGAUGGUCCACAUUUUAAUCAGCCAGUCAUUUUUGUUCUUGACUCAACUGUUGAAAUGCACAGUGAGAAAUGUAGGCACAUCUUUCAUUUGUUUAAUCUUUUAUUAAUUUUUGUUAAAGUGUCGUUAUUGUGGCUCAAGCCAUCUCUCAGUCUUGGUCCUACUAAAUGUGAUUAUUUGUACAGUAUUUUAUAUGUGAGUUUUUAUAGAGGUUUGUUGCUACCACUUUGUAUAAUACCUCUUCAUUUAGUCCCGUGGCACCAGAAGAAGAGCUCUAUUGGAUUUAUCGGAAGGGUCCUGACGUGCUACUAUCCUCUCCAUGUCCAUCGGUGUGCAAGAGGUAACUGUUUUGUAUAGCAGUGGCAGCAGGGGGACCUGUGACCAUGCUUUGUGGUUACUGGAGUUCUUGAUCUCUGCUGUCUUAAGAUGUCGCCCAUUUUUUUAGUCCGCUUUUUUCUGAUCUGAGGAUGUUGAUGACUGGCAUCAGCUUGGAAGCAUCCACCUCCUGCAGAAAAGGACUGGUUCUGGUCACAUUUAAAGCUGUCGUUACUGGUAACCUCAGUGGCUUCUUCUAGGCUUUGUUACUAGUUAAAAUCCUCUUUUCUGCCUACUGUUGAAACAGUUGUGCUCCAAAACAUUGUCUUGAAUUCCUGCGGAUUUAUAAGUUUGACUUUGGCCUGUGAUGAAGAAGUAUGCAAGUAUAGACGAGUUACGUUGUAGUAUGUAAUAGUGCCCUUUGAUGGGAAAGUUGUUGCUUUUUAUUUUAUGAUUUGGAGGUUUAUGUGCCUACAUUUUACUAACCCAAGCUACUUUUAUUCCAGAUCGUGGAUCGCAGCGGGGUUAAGCAGGCUUUAAAAAUUGGGGUUUUUUAUAAGCAUGAGAGCAGAUUGCAAAAUUUGGUCUGUAAUGCAAUAUAAAUACUACUUAUGACUCAACUCAGAGUUAAACUUAACCAAAAGUCAUGGAUGCAUGAAAUGUAACUAAGAUAUGUAUAGAGGAAGGGAAAGGCCAUGAAAAUGUUCUUUAUUUUUAACGUUAAUCUUGUUAAAGUGAUAGUUUUAACUUUGGCUAACAGAAAAAUAUGCGUACCCCUUGAAUGUGCUUUGUACCGUAUAUAGAAUGUCUUGCUGUGGCUUUGAAGAUGCUUCCCCGAUUAAAUAAGUUCCAGUAUCUUGGCCUUGGCAGUUUGAUUACAAGUCAACCUAAAGAAAUGCUAUAAAUAUGUCCCCUAGUUUGUAAUAGUUGGGGUUCAACACUGAGGCCCAAGAAUGAAAUGCACACAUGUAAACUGUGUGAUACACUUAGUUGUCUGUCUUGUUCUGCCAUCCUGCUGCAUUUUUGCCACUGUUUUUGCAGAAGCACACCUUCCUGCCUUCAGGAAUUCUUUAUUUUGAGGAAUUGGGGGCAGGGGGGAGAAAAGUACGGUGGUAGUGUUCAUUAAUGUCUGUCCCACGUGUGCACACAGAGCUGGGAAGUACUUUACAUGACGGCCUUCUGGGAGCGUUCACUCAGGAAAUGGUUCUGUCAAGUGUGUCUGUUCUGUUGGGAUUGUCAGGUGUCUGACAUAUUCUUGGGCAAUUACCUAAUAUUCUAGGAGAAUACGUGGCAUAAUUGGGAUGUUACUAGCAGUCCAUUAGUCCAAGUUUUUCUUAUGUCUCUAAUUGUCUUUCGCUGAAAGACUCUGAUUUAAUUAUGCAGAUGAUUUGUUUUAGAGGUUAAGAUGGCUUUCUGUGUUAGCAUUGCUUUUGUACUUUUUCUUUGUGACUAAUUUAACUUAUGUGUAUGAAAUACAGUACCUAUUUUCCUGUAUUCACUCCAUAGCCCAAAGUGGUGGUUUUCAUCGUUUCCUUUACUGCUUACCCAUUAUAUAUUUUGAAGUGUAUAUUCAUAUGAACACAGAAUUCAUUUGAAAGUUACUUUUAUUUAUAAGGUUCAGUAUUGCCCUGCUUAGAGUUGCGUCGGUUGCGAUGCAUCCCUUUUUGAAAAGAGAUUUUUAUAUAUUUUGUUGAAAAUAACAGUAAAUCCCUGACAGUGGAUUCAUCUAAAUCUAGUUGUGUUUUUCUGCAGUCCUUUAAAUAUACAGCAGACUGUUUAUCUUGUUUAAAGCAUGUUUUAAUUUGUAGGUACUGAGGUGGUUGAUGGAGUUAGCUGAGUCUUUGCUUCUGCACAUGAGUCUGUGUGGCUCAGAUCGGUUCUUAGAUGCACUAUAAACAUUUUCAGGAUCUAAAGGGGGGCUAUAAGAAGGGAAUGGAUUCUUUAGCAGGGUCUGUUGUGACAGGACAAGGGGAAAUCAUUUCAAAGUAAAAGAGGAAAGACUGGGUGUAGGGAAGAAGUAUUUUACAGUUGGAGUGGUGAGGUGCUGGAGGUUGUCCAGAGAUGCAGUGGAUGACCUCGAGGUCAGGCUGGAUGGGGCUCUGAGCGCCUGAUGGAGCUGUAGAUAUCCCUGUGCAUUGCAGGGGAGUUGGACUAGAUGAUCUUUAGGGGUCCCUUCAAAUUCAAAUGAUCUUAUGAUAAUAUAAAUGAUCAGAUUAAAUAAUACUUAGCUGUAUGUACCUUAAUAUGUGUAUGUUAACCAGAAUACAAAUGAGGUAAUAAAAAGUAAUUUUUUGGUGGUUACAAAAAGCCAGGUACUACAGAAAUUUAAAAAAAGAAAGUUACCUGACAAUUAUAUUGAAUUAGCAAGAAAAAUGUUUCUAAUACUCUCAGAAUUAGGAGAAGUUGGCUAUCUUAUAAACCAGAAUGCGCAGCUGAUUUGAUAAUUAGGGACGUUAUUUACCACUGCAGAGCUGGAGAUGAUGCACAAGAGAUAAUCCUGAAUGCAGGAUUGCACAUUUGUUAGUUCUCUGCUAUUUCUGUGCAGUCAGUUGUACCAAAGAGGUUGAGAUGAUUGGACGGCACUUCAAAUUCUUCUUGUCAGUUAAAAUAAGAUGCAGAUGAACAAUGUUACUGUUGUAAUGGGGUACAAAUGAAAAUGCAGUGCGCUACAACCGUUGUCCACUACUGCACGUGAAACAUGGCAUACUAGGAAUACCCCAAGACCUGAAUUAGCCUGCUGAAGUGCCUUUCUCUUUCAUUGGACUUAUUUUAUGAGUGGGACUCCUGACUAACUGAGAAGCACAGGUAUGUGGGUUGUUUUUUUUUCUGUUAGCCAAAAACCCCAAUUCUAACUUUGAAUUGUGUUGCUUUUAUGUUUUCAGAGGCAGAUGUAGUGUUUUUAUGUUGGAAUACUGACUUCUGCAUGUUGAUAAUGAUGACUGUUGUACACCCUGUCUUUUUUGUAUUUUAUGUUUGAAAAAUUAAAGGAGUAUAUCUUUAGCAAUCUGAAUAGUAGUAUCUUUUACAAGGCAUGUACGUAAUCCAUUUCACUUUAUUAAGUCAGAAUGAAGCAUCUGGGAAGUCAGUGGGCUUACGGGUCUGAAAAUGGGAUUUUAACUUCUGGACUGAAAUCAUUUUGUUUUUAACACAAAUUGUGAUGAUCAUAAAAAGCCAUUGACAGUUGCUAAUCCUUAUUGACAGCAGAAGGUGUAUUGAGCAUUUCUUGUGCUAUAAAACCUGUUUGUUUCUCAUUUUGAGGCCUAACUUGCAUUGUUUACAGUUCUAACAGGAUGGGUAUGUUUCUGUGAAAGAACUCAUACUAGAAAUGGGUUAAGAGAUUUUAAUCCAAACUUCAUUUUCUUUUAAAAGCAGUAUUCAGUGUGUUCUGCUGAUUAAAAGACAAAAAUUACUUAAGAUAGUUUUCUAGACUGGCAGAAGAAAUCUGUUCAAGUCUUUGCUAUUGACAUUCAGCCUGAUGAUUAUCUUACAGAAUGGAACUUUUUCUAGACAACAUACAAUUAGUCAACAUUUCUAUAUUUGCAUCUGUUCAAAAACUGUAGUGCUACAUUUUUCCUCAGUUCAUUUUUUCAGUUCCUUUGAAGAACCUGCUGCACUUCAGUCCAUGUUAGAACAGUACUAACAGUUUGCAACAUCUUGCUACUGUGUGUGAUGGCACUGUUCAGUGCACACUUGAUGCACAGAAGCCACAGAAUGGUGUUGAAGUACCAAGACAUAGGCAAGCUGAUAGUUGUUGUCAUCACCUUGCAUGUUGGAGAUUUACACUCAGCAGGCACUUCAUUACCUUGGCAAUCAUUGUCAGAAACGUUCAAGAACAGAUGAGAUGUUCAUUUACAACAUUUCUUAUGUUCAGCAUCCAGGUUUUAAGUGUUUUUACCUUUCUGUAUUUUAACAGAGGUGACUUUUAAUCUCUCUUUAUUACAGCAUCGGUGAAUUGUUGUUCCAAAUGUAACUAAGACUUGUAAAAUGUUAGAGCUUAUGCAAUAUAAUAAAAGAGUUAAAAGUCGCCGGUG